Molecule: messenger RNA, 177 nt
Organism: Colletotrichum costaricense
Lineage: Eukaryota; Fungi; Ascomycota; Sordariomycetes; Glomerellales; Glomerellaceae
Exons: 2
Coding region: 1-177 (58 amino acids)
Source: RefSeq, a predicted model, not a curated record
AUGGCUAUGGAUGGUGGCAUGCGUCUCGCCACGGGAGAGAAUGUUUCUUCUUCAACCUUCGUCUACAUUUGCUACAGCCUUUGGCGCACCAAGUCUCCGACAACCGUCACUUGGCAGUACACUUACACCAUCACAGCUAGAACAGCAGCCACCGUCAGAGAUCGCUCCGUCUGGUAA